Molecule: messenger RNA, 2388 nt
Organism: Glycine soja
Lineage: Eukaryota; Viridiplantae; Streptophyta; Magnoliopsida; Fabales; Fabaceae
Exons: 1
Coding region: 1-2388 (795 amino acids)
Source: RefSeq, a predicted model, not a curated record
AUGCGACUUAGGACUGCAUCUGGAGACGUGGUCCCUAUCAACUUGGAAAUCGAAGCCACUUGUCGGCGUAACAACGCUGCAAGAAGAAGAAGGGAACAGGACACCGAAGGAAGCAGUCACACAUCACCUCCUCUCUCUCCACAUCACGCUGAAAUGGAUGGGGAACAGGCACGAAGAGUCACCCUAGAGGACUUCUCCAACACCGCCACUCCUCAGUUCUUCACAAGUAUUGCAAGACCGGAGGUGCAAGCCGCAAAUAUCUCCUACCCGCAUUCCCUUAUCCAGCUGAUUCAAGGGAAUCUCUUCCAUGGUCUUCCAAGCGAAGAUCCUUAUGCUCACCUUGCCUCGUACAUCGAAAUAUGCAACACAGUAAAGAUUGCUGGAGUUCCAGAAGAUGCGGUACGCCUCAACCUCUUCUCUUUUUCUCUAGCAGGAGAGGCAAAACGAUGGUUGCACUCCUUCAAAGGCAACAGCUUAAGAACCUGGGAAGAAGUAGUGGAAAAGUUUUUAAAGAAGUACUUCCCAGAGUCGAAGACCGCCGAAGGAAAAAUGGAGAUUUCCUCCUUCCACCAAUUUCCGGAUGAGUCUCUCAGCGAAGCACUAGACCGUUUUCACGGGAUGUUACGAAAGACACCGACACACGGAUACAGCGAGCCGGUACAACUGAAUAUAUUCAUCGAUGGCUUGCGACCCCACUCGAAACAGCUACUAGACGCGUCCGCAGGGGGAAAAAUCAAGUUGAAGACUCCGGAGGAAGCAAUGGAGCUCAUCGAGAACAUGGCGGCCAGUGAUCAAGCAAUCCUUCGUGAUCGAAGCUAUGUGCCUACAAAAAGAAGUCUUUUGGAACUUGGCACGCAAGACGCGACAUUGGCACAGAAUAAGCUGUUGACGAGGCAGAUUGAAGCCCUUACCGAAACCCUCAGCAAACUACCUCAACAGUUACAAGCGGUAAGUUCUUCCCACUCUUCUGUUUUGCAGGUAGAAGGAUGCCCCACAUGCGGAGGAACCCAUGAGCCUGGACAGUGUGUAAGCCAACAGGAUACUUCUCGAGAAGUAAACUAUAUGGGCGUACCAAAUCGCGGAUACCAGGGUUACAACCAGGGGAACUCAUCUGGAUUCCACCAAGGGGGAGCAGGAUUCAAUCAUGGGCCACCAGGAUUCAAUCAAGGAAGGAACUUCACGCAAGGUUCAGGGUGGAGGAAUCAGGGAAACCAGUAUAAGGAGCAGAGGAAUCAACAACCAUACCAACCGCUAUACCAGCAUCCUAGCCAGGGCCCCAAUCAGCAAGACAAGCCCACCAACAUAGAAGAGCUCUUGCUGCAAUUCAUCCAGGAGACACGGUCCCAUCAGAAGAGCACGGAUGCAGCCAUUCGGAAUCUGGAAGUUCAAAUGGGCCAAUUGGCACAAGACAAAGCUGAAAGGCCCACUAGAACUUUCGGGGCUAACACAGAGAAGAAUCCAAAGGAAGAGUGCAAGGCCGUGCUAACUCGAGGGCAGAGGAAAGCACAAGAGGAAGGUAAGGUUGAGGAAGAAGACCAGACAGAGGAAGAUAAGACAGAGACACAGGAGGACAGGACAGAAGUCGAAGAGAAGGUGGCAUCACCACCUAAGACAAAGAGCCAGAAAGCACGGGAAGCCAAGAAAGAAGAACCACCAGCCCUACCACAAGAUCUCCCAUAUCCUGUGGUGCCCACCAAGAAGAACAAGGAACGCUACUUCAAGCGUUUCUUGGAAAUAUUCAAAGGGCUGGAGAUCACUAUGCCAUUCGGGGAAGCCUUACAGCAGAUGCCCCUAUACUCCAAAUUUAUGAAGGACAUCCUCACCAAGAAGGGGAAGUACAUAGACAAUGAGAACAUUGUGGUAGGGGGUAACUGCAGCGCUAUAAUACAGAGGAAGCUACCCAAGAAGUUUAAGGAUCCCGGAAGUGUUACCAUCCCAUGCACCAUAGGGAAGGAGACGGUGAAUAAGGCCCUCAUUGACUUAGGAGCAAGCAUCAAUCUGAUGCCCUUGUCAAUGUGCAAAAGAAUUGGGAAUCUGAAGAUCGAUCCUACCAAGAUGACGCUUCAGCUAGCAGACCGUUCGAUUACACGACCUUACGGGGUGGUAGAAGAUGUCCUAGUCAAGGUCCGCCACUUUACUUUCCCGGUGGACUUUGUGAUCAUGGAUAUCGAAGAAGACGCAGACAUUCCCCUCAUUUUAGGAAGACCAUUCAUGCUGACUGCCAACUGUGUGGUGGAUAUGGGGAAUGGGAACUUGGAGCUGAGUAUUGACAACCAGAAGAUCACCUUCGACCUCUUCAAAGCAAUGAAGUAUCCACAGGAAGGUUGGAAGUGUUUCAGAGUAGAAGAGAUUGAUAAGGAGGAUGUCAGUAUUCUCGAGACACCAUAG